AUGGCUAUAUGGACCUACAGGAGCAGUGUCGGUUACCCGAGUUCCUUUGGACUUUACAUUAAGCAAACCACACGUUCUGUCCUGAACGAACCUAACGCCCCCAAACUCAUUGAACACUAUACAUCUGUUCCUGCACCACGUUUCGUCGACGUUACAGAACACGGAGAUGAGAACUAUCUCGUGAUGACACGUGUCCGUGGUCAACAGCUUCGACGGGUUUAUCACUUGAUGUCUUACACUGAACGUAAUUGCCUUGCAGAUGAUUUGGCUGGCUAUGUUGCCCAAUUAAGGAAAAUUCCCAACCCUACAGCAUAUAUGGUUAGUGACACAUUAGGAGGACCAGUAUUCGAUCAUCGUAUACCAAAUAAUGGAAUUGGAGGUCCUUUUAACACAGAAGCCGACUUUAACAAUUUCCUCGUGAGUCACAUAAAUUCUACACCUGCAAGCGCUCUCGGCGAAGAAAAUGUUCCGAGAAAUCAUCGUUCUGUAUUCACACAUUCAGAUCUUCAUUGGUCGAACAUUUUGAUAGAUCAAGGAAAGUUGUCGGGGAUCAUAGAUUGGGAAUGCGCAGGAUUUAUGCCAGAAUAUUGGGGGUUUACUAAAGCUAUUUAUAAAAUCUUAUUGCACAAGGAUAAGAUGGAACUUAUAAGGAGGGCAUUUGGGAAUAAGUAUGAGAAGGAAUUGAAAGGCCGAAAUUAA
This is a messenger RNA of Botrytis porri, 699 nucleotides long. RefSeq lists its product as uncharacterized. Lineage: Eukaryota; Fungi; Ascomycota; Leotiomycetes; Helotiales; Sclerotiniaceae. The transcript has a single exon. The coding region runs from base 1 to 699 and encodes 232 amino acids. The record is from RefSeq and is a predicted model, not a curated record.